UUCUGCUUUAAUUUCUCUGUGCGUCCUGUGCUUUUUGAGGGAUUGAAGGGAAAAUUCGAACGGGUUUGAUUUAGAAUUCUGCGAAUGGUCUCUGUCACUGUUUUCUCUUUCCCUGUUUCACUUCCUUGGAUUCGGUAGUGGUGCUUCUGUGAAGAAAAAGUUGCUUGCUUUAUUGGAAUCUGUUCAUAUUUGGCUUAACUGUUUGUGGAUUGCUUGCUUUUUUUAAGUUUGGUGUCUGGGUUUGUGAGUGGUUCAUCUGAGAGCUCUCAUUUCUGGGGUUUUAGGCUUCUGGAUUUUGAGAAUUUGCCUGUGUUCACUUCAAGCUUGGACUAGGGUUUUGGAUUUUGGGUUGGUGCUGGUUUCUGGGUUUUGCCUUCUUUAGGUUUAGUUUCUGGGGUUUGGAGCUGUUCGUGUUUUUGAGGUUGUUGGUUCUGGGUCUUGUACAAUUUGUGUGUUUUUCAGCUCAUGCUAGGUUUUGGGUUUUGGGGGUUUGGUUGUCGGUAUUCGGUUUUGCGUGCUUGUUAAGUUUGGGGUCUGGGUUUUGAAGCAGCUCCACUGAAAGGUUCAUUUUCCUGGUCCUGUGGUCUCUGGAUUUUGAGAAUUUAGCCUUGUUUCAGCCAGUCUAGGUUCUAGAUUUGUGGGCUAGUUUUAGUUACCUGAAUUUUACCUUUAAGAGUCACAAGCAAUCAACAACUUAACUUGAGUUUGCGGAUCUGGGUGCGGAUUUCUAUGAGAGUAGGAGCUUCUGAGUUCUAUGUUAGUGUUUUGAAUUGGGGACUGGUUCUUUGGUCUUGGGGUUUUGUGUUCCCAGCAUUCUGGCAGCUUACAGUUUGGUUUCAACUCUGAGUUCCUAAGGAUUUUCCAGGUUGCUUUUACUGAUUGAUAUCAUGGAUUCCCCACAAUCUGUUGUGUCACCAUUCAAAAGCUCCCCUGUCUCCAUUGAGCCAGAGAAGCAGAAAUCCGAACUUUUUGUCCGAAACCCUGGUUGCUUGUCUGGGGGAAUCGAAGUUCACAGAAAGGAAAGCGGCAUGGUGUGCAACAUGGAUGCCUUUGUUGGGUCUCUGGAGGUUUACAUACAUCAGGCGAGGGACAUCCACAACAUAUGCAUUUACCACAAGCAAGAUGUCUAUGCUAAGCUUUGCCUAACCAGUGAUCCCGAAAAUGCAGUCUCCACCAAAAUUAUUAAUGGUGGAGGGCAGAACCCAGUCUUCAAUGAUAAUCUCCGGCUCAGUGUCCGAACAACGGAAUCCUCUCUUAAAUGUGAGAUAUGGAUGCUGAGCAGGGUGAAGAAUUAUCUUGAGGAUCAGUUGCUAGGGUUUGCUUUGGUGCCUCUAUCAGAAGUAUUGCUCAACAAUGGGAAGCUAGAGAAAGAGUUCUCUCUCUCCUCGACUGAUUUGUUCCAUUCCCCAGCUGGGUUUGUCCGGUUGUCUCUCUCCUAUAGUGGAGCUUCCCCAGAAGUAAUGGCAAUUCCUGCACUGCCAACAGCCUUGGCCACAAAUGAAGCUUCACAGGAUACUGAGAUAUCUGAGUCAAUGCCCAGUGAUUAUGAUGCGAUUGAGUUCCCAGAUCCAAAGAUUAUGAACGAAAACCAGUUGAUGGUUUCAGAGUAUUUUGGUAUCCCGUGUACAAAUUUAGACUCGCGUAGCUCUGAAGGGACUUUGGAUAAUGAUAGUCACCUUAGUUCAGAAAAACUAGGGGUUCAGGUUGUGGAAAGCUUCUCAGAGGGUACUAUUGAAUCCGUCCAACUUCCAAAGCUUGAUUCUCCCCCUAGUAGUGUAUCUACUAAUGGAUCUCCAUCCGCUUCUCUUCCUGCAAGCUCUGUGUCCUCUGAUGCUUCAGGGACUUCAAAAUCCCCAAAUGAAGAACAUGUUUCACCUCCAAAGGAGAAGAAUGCAGAUACUGGAGAUGGUGAGAGCGAUUCCUCAGGUGGUGCUCCAUGCAAUACAUUUGCAAAGCCUGCUGUGACCGUGAACAUUGAGCCAGAGCAAAAGAUGGUGCAACAGGAUAUUGUAGACAUGUACAUGAAAAGCAUGCAGCAAUUCACCGAGUCUCUGGCAAAGAUGAAACUCCCAAUGGACAUUGAAACUGAACCAACUAAUUCAGGAAACUCUAGCUCUGAUCAGAAACUACAAGCAGCUAAGAACAACAACAACAACAACAACAACAACAACAACUCCCGAGUGUUCUAUGGGAGUAGAGCUUUCUUCUGAGCUUUUGUUUGGCUGGUGGAGUGGAGGACACAGUGGUGACUUUUUAGAUUUUUAGAACCACGACUGAUAGUAGUAGUAGUAUUUAAGUGUAAUAAUGUAGUAGCAACCAGUGUGUGUGGUGUUCUCUUUUGUAUGUUGAGAUGUUUUAGCUGACGGGAAAUCAUGACUUGAAUGGGGUACAAGCUAUGUUCUGUUUCAACUGUUGUUGGUGUAUAUCAAAUUAUUCAGCUUAGAUCUUUUCUUCUCUUGUUUUCCAACUUCUAGCUUUGAUUAAUAAGAAAAUGAGUGGUGCAACUAGUUUCUGUG
This is a messenger RNA of Vitis riparia (riverbank grape), 2516 nucleotides long. Its product is annotated as cell wall protein IFF7. Lineage: Eukaryota; Viridiplantae; Streptophyta; Magnoliopsida; Vitales; Vitaceae. Bases 888 to 2210 code for a protein of 440 amino acids. The transcript has 2 exons. The record is from RefSeq and is a predicted model, not a curated record.